Cyanidioschyzon merolae strain 10D is the source of this 3252-nucleotide messenger RNA. Its product is annotated as similar to formin. Bases 1 to 3252 code for a protein of 1083 amino acids. NCBI's taxonomy places the organism in Eukaryota, Rhodophyta, Bangiophyceae, Cyanidiales, Cyanidiaceae. The record is from RefSeq and is a predicted model, not a curated record. The transcript has a single exon.
AUGGAAACGAAUGCUUUGGCUCUGGUUACGCAGCGGAGGCUCUGUAUUGCUGAGGCAGUUGCUCGGGCUGCGUUCCAACCUGAAACCUCGGUUCUACUCACUGUGGAGCGCGGGGACGGUGUUUCCGGCACGACAGUCGCCACGAACGCGUGCGUGAACUCGACCUUGGAUCGCGUGCACUUUCAUCAUGACAACCUGUGUUUACGUGUCUCGAAGCUGCAUAUAAAGCGGAUUUCUUCGACGUCUUUACGUUUGCUUCUCGUCAGCGGCGUUGCGGCGGAGCGAGAUUUCCCGGUGGCCUAUCGAAUAGACUUUGCUGAAGCGCUCGAAGCCGAAGCCUGGCUGCGACUUCUCCAUCGAAUGCAACGAGUUGCAGCGCUGAGAGAAGAGUUGGUCCUGUUGCAGAUGGAUUCAAGCAGUCUGGCUUCAUCGAUGAAGGCAGCGGUCGGCUCGAGCGCUGCGUCCGUCGCUUCGCAGCGAGCUGGAGCGUUCGCGGCCACCGACCCUGUCUCGCCACCGAACGUCCUCCGUGGACGCACCGAAACAGCCGCGUACCUGUACUGGGACGGUGUCGUGCAGCAGUGGCGACGGACCCUUCCGUACAGCGACACCGAAACCAUCGUGGAACGCGCCGACCUCGAGUACGGACCUCCGCAAGCACGCUACCCAGUCACUGCAGACGACGUCGGCUGUAUCAUUGCAGCCGUUUUGGACACUGGUGCUACGGUUCGUACGGCAUCCGUCAUUACCAUUCACGAGGAACUGCGCGUCGAUGUCGAAGCGGUGCUCCAGCGUGGCACCUGGCGCCUGCCUCGCUCCUGGAUCCAGAGACCGCCGGGGAAACCCAACCGGCGGAUGCGCACCACGCUGACGCUAUCGCAGCGCGGCAUCAUCGGCCUCUACCCCAAAUGCCGCCCGUGGAGCGAAUCCCUUCAUAUAGACAUGCGUGCCGAGGACACGUUGCAGCUGGAGAUUCACGAACGGCCGAUGCGUGCCGAGGACACGUUGCAGCUGGAGAUUCACGAACGGCCGAUGCGUGCCGCCUCCGCUCCGAUGCGUGCGCCGGCGGGCGUGCACCUGUGCGUGCGCACCCCGAACGCAUACCAGCGGGAUAGCGUGUUGCUGGUAUUUCGAGCGUUCAGGGCACUCGCUCUUAUGGGCUGUACAAGGCUCGCUCCUGAACUAACGUCCACGUACUUAUCCGCGGCCUGUUUGCCAAUCGGUUGCUUCGGCAUCGGCCAUGGACGCCAUCGGACGGUGCAGCCGAAGCGCACGCGUUCCGUCCAGGUCCAGACUUCGAUGCUGGAUCCGCUUGCGGUAGCAACAGCGCGCGAUCACCAGGCCGCUGACGCAUUCGCUGCCGAUCAUUCGUCAGAGGCCGUUGUCAUACUCGCACCGAAUGGUGAUCUCUCUGUUGUGGACCAUGGUGGACAAGUAUCCAUUUCACGAGCCGCCUGCACGAACGUCGCUGUGGAGCAGUCCCUGGUGGAGACAUCGGCCAUUGCGCCCCAGCUGGAGGCUCCGGACCAGAGUCUCACGGUGCUGCACUUUGCAACGAAUGUAGACGUGAUCAGGGAUACGGGAAAUCCGCCCCCAGACACCAUCUCGGAAAGGAUCUCGAGGUUCGAGCAGAGACCCGUCGGGCUGUCCAUCUCCUCGGGUAAGGCACAGCAGCCUGCUGCAGUUGCUGCUGCAACGAGAUCAGACGCCAGAUCCCCGGUACGUCGGCCGGGACCCCGUUUUCCGUCGGUCUCCCGUGCGCCGCUGCCACCGCUGCCGUCACCGGCUCUCGACCUGGCGACACCAGCAGGUGCCAAUGGCGGCAAUGGGCCCCGAACGCGUGUCUGGAGACGCUUGCACUGGAAUUGUGUUCCAUUGCACCAAGUACCGGGCUCCAUCUGGUCAGAUCUGCGUCCACUGCGCUGGAUCCCGGAUAUGGACGAAAUGGCGAAGCUCUUCAGCCAAGAGGUGGCAUCCGGUUUCGGCGCUGCUGCUGGCCGGUCAACGGCACCAGCUGACGCACCGGAGAGCUUCGCAGUGCUGGACGCGAAGCACGUCCGCAACCUCGAUAUUUUGCUGGGCAGAUUCCGAAACGUUUCUAGCGAGGCUGUAGCCGAUGCGUUUGUACACGGUGAUCUCGACGCCCUCGAUCCAGACUUUUUCGAAAUUCUAGCACCGAUGCUUCCAUCAGCACCAGAGCAGGCGCGCCUGCUGGAGGCCUUCCAGACCCGAAAGGACAUUGCUCUGGAACGGCUGCUGUAUCCCGAACGGUUUAUGCUCACGAUGCUGCAGCGGGUACCGCGUAUCGCUGCAAAGGCCGCGGCAUGGAGCACCAUGCGGCGCUUCACGGAAGCCUUCCAGGAACUGGACGCUGCGGUGACCAGCGUGACCCGAGCGUGUCUGGAGAUUCGCCAGUCCAGGCGCUUGCGUCUUGUUUUGGAAGUGCUUCUCGUGAUUGGAAAUGUUCUCAAUGCCGGUUCUGCGCGGGCGAAUGCCGCUGGCUUUACCAUCGACUCGGUUCCGCAGCUCGCUCGCUCUCGUUCAGUGAUAUCCUAUGCGGGCGCAGUGCUCCGGAAAAGCAGUGAGCAUCAGGCUGCAGAUUUGGAGCUAGGAACUGAGCUCGCCAGUGUCCAAACUGCGUCUCGAAUUGAACUCGAUCACAUAUCCACCGGUUUCAGCGAGCUAGAGCAUGAUCUACAGGAGCUCACCUCCGAGUGCGAGCUCUCCGCAAAUGAGCCGACGGGGCGGGCGCUCUCAAGGUGCUUUCGUCGCUGGCUGGAACCGGCGCGAGCGAAGUUACAACAGCUUGCGCAGCGCCUGCGGGAAAUGAACGAAGCAGUUGAAGAUACGCUCCUGCUUUUACCUAUGACGGAGCAGGGUUUUGUGGGCGGCCCGGAAGUCGCGACUCGACGAGCGAGUCUUCGUGAUGAUCUGUUUCGUUAUCUAUGGCAGUUCGUAGAGUUGUGGGAUCAAUCACUCGCUGAGACUCGCGCUCUGAAUGAAAAUACUGCUUGUACCUGGCGACAGCGCGUUGGCGCUGACUUGGACGAGGCCGAGAAAGAAAACGCGCAUCUCCUGUGGUGGAAAACGGGUGAUGGUAUGGCACCUCAGAUAGCGACGUUUCAUGCGGGUACCACCGACUUGGCGACCAAGGCCCCAGGGGCGAUCGUUCCGCCUCCACCACCUCCACCACCUCCACCACCUCCAUUAAUUCCGAGUCCAGUGCAUGGCCCGCUGCAACUCGGUUCGUGA